Molecule: messenger RNA, 975 nt
Organism: Culex pipiens pallens (northern house mosquito)
Lineage: Eukaryota; Metazoa; Arthropoda; Insecta; Diptera; Culicidae
Product: ninjurin-2
Exons: 3
Coding region: 381-791 (136 amino acids)
Biological process (GO): tissue regeneration; cell adhesion
Cellular component (GO): membrane
Source: RefSeq, a predicted model, not a curated record
UAUAGACAGAAUAUCCUUUUAUGCUUGAUGCAUGAGCACAUUACCUACACAUGUGAACAAACUUGGAGGUUUCGCCUCAGAAGGUAUCGAUUUCCAGUGAACUGAAUCAUUCGCUAAAUGGCAAAGGCUCGAGCUACACCUGGCGGAAUUACGGCCAGGACAUUCCACGUGGGAACAAAGCAAGUUCCUGCAGUAUAAAAAGGCCCCCACAUUACGCCGAUCAGCUUCAACCUGUGGCCACAUCCAACGACGUGUACUUGUCUCCUGCUUUCCUAGUGAGAAGAGGUAUACUUCGGAAAGUUCGUGAAAGCUCGUGAAAGAAGUUCUGCCGUGUGAAAAUUGCUUCAUUCCUGACCAACAUUUGGAUACCACUGCUCGAGAUGGCUUCGAUUCUGCCUGCAGCGCUGGGAGGUGGCGAUAGUGACAGAGUCCUGAAAUCGAUGGACGCGAACCGGUAUGCCACCAAGAAGACGAUCGCCCAGGGUAUGCUGGACAUUGCCCUGUUGACGGCCAACGCGUCCCAGCUCAAGUACAUCCUGCAGGUCGGAGAAAAGCACGAGUUCUACACCCUGAUGCUGACUCUGAUUAGUAUCUCAAUCAUACUGCAGGUCACAGCCGCCAUGCUGGCGGUUAUCCUAUCGCUGGUUAACUUUCACAAGGGAAAACUUCAGCAGCAGGUCGCGAACCUUCUCAAUCAUUUCUCGCUUGGCUUCGUGGUGAUGGCACUGUUCUGCGAUAUAAUCAAGAUGAAUUUUGGCCUGGAUCCGGCAGUUCCUUACAUUCACAGUUAGAACCGUUACUAAGUUUUUGUUCUGCUUUGCAAAAUGUCCAGAUUGCCCAAGGCGUCGCCUGUAUCGUGUUGGCCAACUUCGACAUCAACAAGGAGACCAACCACAAGGUCGCCAACAUGGUCCAGAACAUUUCGCUUGGCUUCAAUAUGUCCACGGUGGUGAUCAACAUUAUGAUCAAUGCCCU